CAAUUGAGCAUUGUUCACUGUAUAGAGUUGGUAUAGCAUAUCUAACAUUUUGUUGAGCCUUGAUUUGAUUUCUGUUGAGCAUUUCCUUCCAUUCGUCAAUUCAAGGUGGUUGGUGCUUUCUUGUAAGACAACUUUGUAGCUUAAGUUUACAGAAUAUCAAUUGCUGUCGGCCUCACAGUUCUGGCUCUAAAAUAUCACUUGUAGAAAAUCCGAUGACACGACAGAAUAUUAUCGUUGCCACUGGGUUGAUAGCCUUUGCAUCUGCUGGAUUAGCCUUUCCCUUUUACAUGGCGUCUUCCAAAAAGCCAGUUAUAGAUCCGGCAAAGCCACUUCCACCGCAGGCCACUUUUCGAGGUCCUUAUAUAAACACUGGUUCCCGGGAUGUCGGACCCGACCAUCAAACUUACACCAAGAAGUGAUUUAUCUUCAAUGUUCCUAAUGUGCCCUGUAAGUUGAAUGUGUUGGUUCAUUUUAAAGUAGAAGAAGACCACGUUAAUUCUUUUUUUCUUUUUUUUUUCCCCCCCUCUUAUGGAGAAACCAGCAGUUCACUUGACAUAGAAAUGGAGGAUUAAAAUAUUGAGGUCCAUAUCGAUAAUAGAAUUUCAAUUUUACAAAUUUGUAAAUAUAAAUAUCAUUAUCGACGAAUAUUUCUGUAUAUUACAUUAUAAAUUUUGUUAUUUUUUUUACUGA
This is a messenger RNA of Cucurbita maxima (winter squash), 690 nucleotides long. RefSeq lists its product as uncharacterized. Lineage: Eukaryota; Viridiplantae; Streptophyta; Magnoliopsida; Cucurbitales; Cucurbitaceae. The transcript has 3 exons. The record is from RefSeq and is a predicted model, not a curated record. Bases 213 to 419 code for a protein of 68 amino acids.